This is a messenger RNA of Bufo bufo (common toad), 1752 nucleotides long. Its product is annotated as trace amine-associated receptor 1-like. Gene Ontology annotation, biological process: adenylate cyclase-activating adrenergic receptor signaling pathway. Gene Ontology annotation, cellular component: membrane. Lineage: Eukaryota; Metazoa; Chordata; Amphibia; Anura; Bufonidae. Gene Ontology annotation, molecular function: trace-amine receptor activity. The coding region runs from base 390 to 1427 and encodes 345 amino acids. The transcript has 2 exons. The record is from RefSeq and is a predicted model, not a curated record.
GUCCUUAUUUGUCACUGUGAUCUGUGGCGACUAGUAUAGACAAAAAAGCUGUUAUCAUUUUAUUCUGUCAGGAUGCCAGGGUAAAGAUUUAUAUCCUGCUUAUCUCUUCUUACGCAUUCACUGUGCACGUCAUCAUCAAUGAAUAUUAUGAGAAUUCUACUGUCUCAAAACGUGUAAGAUUCCAUUCGGCUGAAGAUGCCGGUCUACAUGGAUUACCUGCUUCUAAUGUUUCUUCUGAUGCUGCAUAUGUUCAAGUCAACAAACCAUUUUGUAUGACCUUACUGUUCACAAGAUUUUCUCAAAAAGAGGCAGUUAAAAAAGCAAAGUUAUUUAUUAUAAGACUCACUACCCUACCUUUACCCACUGCAACACAUGCAUCAAGGUGAAGCAUGCCAUCUGAAGGUACAAUGCAACUACAGUACUGCUUUGAGACAAUAAACAAGUCAUGUGAAAAGAAUAAUUGGGCAAACAACAUAAGGAUUCCCAUGUAUGUGUUCAUGGUAAGCACCAUUUUGGCUACAAUAGCUGGAAAUCUUGCCGUGAUCAUCUCCAUAGCUCAUUUCAAGCAGCUUCACACCCCAACAAAUUACCUGAUUCUUUCCAUGGCCACUGUGGACUUACUAUUGGGGUGUCUUGUUAUGCCAUACAGCAUGGUUAGGUCAGUGGAGAACUGCUGGUAUUUUGGAGAAAUCUUCUGUAAAAUCCAUACUGGAAUAGACAUAAUGCUCAGUACAGCUUCCAUAUUCCACCUCUCAUUUAUCUCCGUGGAUAGAUAUUACGCAGUAUGUGAUCCAUUGAGAUAUAAGACAAGAAUGAAUCUUUUUACUGUACUUAUAAUGAUUAUUGUCAGUUGGGUGCUACCUGCUAUUUUUGCCUUUGGUAUGAUCUUCCUUGAACUUAAUAUAAAGGGUUCUGAAUCAUAUUUCUACAAUGAGGUCAGCUGCAUUGGAGGCUGCUUUGUGUUUUUCACUGAAAUAUCAGGGAUAGUGGCCUCCAUGUUGUCCUUCUUUAUUCCCGGAUUCAUUAUGAUCUGUAUUUAUGGAAAAAUAUACGUCAUUGCCAGAAGACAAGCAAGAUCGAUUAAAGACAUUCCAAGUCAGAUGCAAUUCCAGAUUGAUCUUAAUGGAAGACAACAUGGAUCCCGAUGCAGAGAAAGGAAAGCAGCUAAAACCCUGGGAACAAUUAUGGGAGUUUUUCUGUUUUGCUGGUCACCUUUCUUUUUCUCCACAGCUACUGGUCCAUUUUUGAACUAUGGUAUUCCACCCAUUGUCAUUGAUGCAUUUGUAUGGAUUGGAUAUUUAAAUUCAGCUUUCAACCCAAUAGUUUAUGCUUUCUUCUAUAUGUGGUUCCGGAGAGCACUAAAACUGAUUUUAUUUGGAAAAGUUUUUCAGUUUGAUUCUUCUAGAACUAUUUUAUAUUAUGAGUAAUCCAUCAAGACAAGCAAAAAAUUUAGAAAAUAAUGAACACUGAAACAAUAUGACUGUCUGAAUAAGUAUACUUUACAUAAAUAGAAAACCCAAGCAAUAUUCUAUCAUACACUAUACUACUAUAUACAACUAUGGGUGUCUAUCUAUAUACCGGUAUCUAUGUAUAUUAUCUCAAAAUAUACACGAGACACAAUUAGAUGACUACUUUAAUUUAUCUAAAUAUCUAAGUAUCAAUUUUCUUAGGCUACUUUCACACUAGCUUUUUUGCUGGAUCCGGUUGUAUUAUCUUUAACAUUUGUUUAACAUUGCCAAAACAGAUCCAUUU